UGAGCGCGGAGGAAACAUGGCGACCACGUCCGAAGAGCAGCCGGCUGCAGUACACUAUAAUUAUGAUCCAGAGUCUGACCCAGAACCGCAGGACGAAAGUGAGUCUGUUGCUGAGUCGCAGCCGCGGUUACAGCAGGAUGUCUCAGAACGGAUGGAGGUGGAUGGCUGGGACCCAAGCCUGGAGGAAGAGCUUGGCAUUUCUCUGGAUGAGCUCAAGAAAUGGAUCGAAGAAGCUGUGGAGAAGAGCGAGAUUGUACAGAAGAAAAGAAAUCAGUUGACUGAGCUUAAGGAAUGGGUGGAGCAGAAAGAGGAGGAGGAGGCGAAGACAGAGAUGCUUCUUAAUGAUGCCAACCAGUCAGUAUUAGAGUGUGAGAAGCUGGUGAAGGCAGCUUAUCAAAGUAAUGGUCUUGUCUACCGGGAGAGCAGCUCGGAGGACGAGGGAGGUGGAGGAGGUGCACUGGCCUCUGAAGUCAUUGAGAUAGAUGAUGACGAUGACGACGAUGUUAUUGCUGUUGGCUGUUUGGUUCCCCCAAAGAAGACUUUAACUCCUUCCAAAGACCCUGUGUUAAAAGAAGCUUCUGCAGUUCUGCAGAAAACCACCCAGCAGGUGCAGAAAACAUCCCAGCAGGUGCAGAAGUUGGUCCAAAUUGUCAACAAACCCUCACCAAGUGCACAUUUGCUCCGGUCUCCAAUGCAGCCUUCAGGUAUCCAGGGUUCAGCACCAGCAGUGUUUAUAUCCCAGGCUCCGUCAUCACAAGCAUCGACCCAGCCAAACCCUAACAUGAAAGAGGAUGAACUUUUAGUCGGGAUGAGCAUUCUGGGAAAGAAACGCACCAAGACAUGGCACAAAGGCAACCUCGUUGCUAUCAACGCUGUCGGAAAUGGUGUGUUCAAGUAUAAAGUGAAGUUUGAUAAAGGCAAGAGUCUGCUGUCUGGAAACCAUGUGGCUUUUGAUUACAACCCCACCCUGGAGAGUCUGUACGUCGGCGCUCGAGUUGUUGCUAAAUACAAAGAUGGCAACCUGGUGUGGCUCUAUGCAGGAAUCGUAGCAGAGAUGCCCAACAACAAGAACCGCAUGAGGUUCCUGAUUUUCUUUGACGAUGGCUAUGCUUCGUAUGUAAUACUACCUGAACUCUAUCCAAUAUGCAGACCAUUAAAACAUACUUGGGAGGACAUCGAGGAUGCAUCGUGUCGAGACUUCAUCGAGGAGUACAUCUCUGCUUAUCCCAGCAGGCCAAUGGUGCUCCUGAAGGUCGGCCAGAUAAUCAAGACGGAGUGGGAGGGAACCUGGUGGAAGAGUAAAGUGGAGGAGGUGGAUGGCAGCUUGGUCAAGAUCCUGUUUUUGGAUGACAAGCGGAGCGAGUGGAUCUACAGAGGAUCCACCAGGUUGGAGCCCAUGUUCAAUCUGAAAAUGACAACGGCAAACACCCACGAAAAGAAGCUGGCUGGCCACCAGAGAACAAGACCUAAUAUGGGGGCGUUGAGGAGUAAAGGCCCAGUUGUUCAGUACACCGGGGUCGAACACGUUGGGUCGUCUCCUGUGAAAGGAUCACAGGCUCCAGCUACUGAUUCUCCAACAACGCCGCAGAUUCAACCCCGUCCACAAAUACAGCAACCCCAGCAGAGUCAGCAACCCCAGCUUACCCAGCAUACCCAUCAUACGCAGCUUACCCAGCAAACCCAGCAAACCCAGCAUAGCCAGUUUACCCAACAUACCCAGUAUACCAAGCUAAGCCAGCAAACCCCUCAGACACCACAACAAACUGUGCAGCCUAUUCGCAUUGAGAAUAAACAUCAGAUGGCAAAGAAGAGCACAUCUCCAUUUGUCCCUGGUAUUGGGGGCACGCAUGCCUCCAAACUCUUGCAGUCUGCAUCCUCCAACUCCAUCACUCUCUCCAAUGUAAGAAUAUUGACUACUGCAAGUACUGCCCCAUCCAAUUUGACGCAGUCGUAUCAGAGACAGUUGUCCUCUCUGGCUCCCGCCCCGGCUCCCGUGACGCAUGCGCUGGCCACCAUCCCUCAGCAGCCCUCGUACCGAGCCCCGACAGACCGCAUCUUCUACCUGGCACACACAUGCCAACCUGCUUGCCUAAACCGGGUUCGACCGGUAAAAUCCGACAUGCACAGAGGGAAGAACCCCCUCCUCAGCCCUUUGCUGUACGAUUUCAGACGCAUGACAGGACGACGCAAAGUCAAUCGCAAGAUGUCUUUUCACGUGAUCUACAAAGCUCCGUGCGGACUUUGCCUUCGUAACAUGGGAGAGAUCCAGCAGUACAUCUUCCAGACCCGCUGUGACUUUAUAUUCCUUGAGAUGUUCUGUCUGGACCCCUACGUACUUGUGGAUCGGCCAUUCCAGCCGCAAAGGCCCUUCUAUUACAUUCCAGACAUCACUGGCGGAAAGGAAGACAUCCCGCUUUCCUGUGUCAACGAGAUUGAUACCACCCCACCUCCUAACGUCGCCUACAGUAAAGAGCGUAUUCCCGAAGAUGGAGUAUUUAUCAACACGAGUGCAGACUUCUUGGUUGGGUGUGAAUGUACUGACGGCUGCCGAGACAAAUCCAAAUGCUCGUGCCACCAGCUGACUCUUCAGGCUACAGGUUGUACGCCGGGAGGGCAGAUCAACCCACACGCAGGAUACCAGUACAAGCGAUUAGAGGAGUGCCUGCCCACAGGGAUCUACGAGUGUAAUAAAAGGUGCAAAUGUUGUGCUCAGAGCUGCACUAACCGACUGGUGCAGCAUGGCCUGCAGGUCCGACUCCAACUGUUUAAGACUCAGAACAAAGGUUGGGGCAUCCGGUGUCUGGAUGACGUGGCCAAAGGCUCUUUUGUUUGCAUUUAUGCAGGUAAAAUCUUGACAGACGACUUUGCUGACAAAGAAGGUCUCGAGAUGGGUGACGAGUAUUUUGCUAACUUGGACCACAUAGAAAGUGUGGAAAACUUCAAGGAGGGAUAUGAAAGUGAGGCUCACUGUUCGGACAGUGAGGGAAGCGGCGUAGAUGUGUCCAGGAUAAAAAUCCAGCCGUCUGCUUUAGCAUCGAGCGCCGCUGGCCGACCGCCCAAGAAAAACCGUAGCUCAAACUCAUCAGAUGACAGCAACGAGGACGACGAGAAAGACUCAAAGAGCGAAGAUGAGAGUGACAGUUCAGACGACACGUUUGUGAAGGACAACUACUUCAGCUCCAGUUCUGUGUGGAGAAGUUACACCACACGUGGUCAAGCCAAGGGCAACAAGGAAGGGAGUCAAGACAGUAAAGACGGAAUGAGCAUCUCAGUCAAAGGAAGAGACGAUGAGAAGCCGCCGUCCAUGCCAGAAGAGACGGGGAAGAGCAAAGUGGCGUCCUGGCUGACGAGCCACGGGAUGAAGAAAGAAGGCGAGGAUAGCAAGAAUCAAAUGAAGACAGAAUCUGGGAAAAAGCAGGACGUGAUGACCGUCUCUGACAGCGAUGAUGUUCAGACCAUCAGCUCAGGAUCUGAAGACAACAAGGAGAGGGAGAGGGAGAAGGUCACCCCAGGUGUGAUUAAAAAGCAGGUGGCAGUAAAAUCUACCCGAGGCAUUGCCCUGAAAAAUAGCCACAGUAUGAUGGUGAAAACAAGUACACCUGGAGGUGGGGGAGGGUCAUCGGGUCAGGGGGGGAAACAUGGACACCAGGGCCAAACGGGGGGAGGAGGAGGAGGAGGAGGAGGAGGAGGAGGAGGAGGAGAAAACCCUCCCAAAUUCACUCGCCUGUUCUUCGAUGGUGAAGAGUCGUGCUACAUCAUUGAUGCCAAGCUGGAGGGAAACCUUGGCCGUUACCUCAAUCACAGCUGCAGUCCUAACCUGUUCGUCCAGAACGUGUUUGUGGACACGCAUGACCUGCGGUUCCCCUGGGUGGCAUUCUUUGCCAGCAAGCGGAUCCGGGCCGGCACAGAGCUCACCUGGGACUACAACUAUGAGGUGGGCAGCGUGGAGGGGAAAGAGCUGCUGUGCUGCUGUGGAUCCACGGAGUGCAGAGGAAGACUGUUGUGAUCUUGGUGUGAUCCUGCUGCACCUCUGCUGCUUUUGUACGAAACUUCUAGGAGCCCUUCAACACUAUUAACCCCCUUGCCACCAGCCCCCCCCCCCCCCCCCCCCCCUUUUUUUUCUAAGUUGUUUUAUGAUUUUUUUCCCUCUUUGUUUGUGCUUUUAUAUCGUAUUGGCCUGUUACUUGAGUCGUCUUGUGUUGUCUGACCAUGUUUUCUUAACAUCUGAAUAAAAAUGUCUUGAAUCACUCAA
Molecule: messenger RNA, 4252 nt
Organism: Cololabis saira (Pacific saury)
Lineage: Eukaryota; Metazoa; Chordata; Actinopteri; Beloniformes; Belonidae
Gene: setdb1b
Product: SET domain bifurcated histone lysine methyltransferase 1b
Exons: 25
Coding region: 17-4006 (1329 amino acids)
Biological process (GO): negative regulation of gene expression; heterochromatin organization
Cellular component (GO): nucleus
Molecular function (GO): zinc ion binding; DNA binding; histone H3K9 methyltransferase activity
Source: RefSeq, a predicted model, not a curated record